GACGCGACGUGCGAGAGAGGCGAGGCGAGCGGCAUCACGUUGCGCGUCUGCCUCCUCUCGCCGCUGAUGCGCGGCGGCUCGCUCGAGGCGCGGCUGCGCAUCUCGGAUCCCGACCGCGCUGCGCAGCUCCGGCGGUUGGGCAUGGAAGAGCCGCCGAGGCCGCUGACGUGGCGGCAGCGCGUUCGUGUCGCUUGCGAGGCGACCGAGGCGCUCGUCUACCUCCACUCGAAGGGCAUCGUGCACCGCGACGUCAAGCCGGACAACAUCCUGCUCGACGAGGAGCUGACCGCCGUGCUCGCCGACACGGGCUUCGCCAAGGACCAGCGUCCCGACGCCUCUGUCCGCUGUCGCUCGACCGCCCUCUACAUGUCCACUGGCUACCUCUGCCCCUCCAUCUCCAAGGGGGGCGAGUACUCGAGCAAGACGGACGGCUACGCCAUCGGCAUCACCCUCCUCGUCUGCCUCACCAACCGGUCCGAGGUGCAGCUCACCGACCGGUGCGAGGACGAGUUCGAGGAGGACUGGACCGACAUCGACGCGGCGAAGCUCUCGGACGUG
Emiliania huxleyi CCMP1516 is the source of this 558-nucleotide messenger RNA. RefSeq lists its product as hypothetical. Gene Ontology annotation, molecular function: ATP binding; protein kinase activity. Lineage: Eukaryota; Haptophyta; Isochrysidales; Noelaerhabdaceae. The annotation marks the transcript as partial. Gene Ontology annotation, biological process: protein phosphorylation. The transcript is spliced from 3 exons. The record is from RefSeq and is a predicted model, not a curated record. Gene Ontology annotation, cellular component: plasma membrane.